AACAAAGGGCAUACUGCUCACACAGCCAUAGACCACCGUCACAAGAUCCGCUUCCUGUGUAGAAGCUGUUGCAUGUGUCUGAGGGGGAGUGCUGGCCUAGUGUUCUUCACACUUGAACACACCAGCACAUGCUGCUAAUCACUACUAGCGAGUGGGAUGGAGAAUUUUUGUAAUUAUUUCUGCAUCAACUGGAAAUUUUCUAUCAUAUGUUGCAUGUCCUGGAUUUCCUCACUAGCAGAGAGAAGCACCAUCUCAAGGGAGGUUGGCAGCAGGGUGAUCCUGCCCUGCAAGACCGAGUCAAACGUCACUCUCGUUCAGCUGACGUGGAAAACUAACGGGGUCACGCUGUUCAGUUUCAAACCACCGGACAACUUGCACAGCAGUAAUGAAUCUACCCACCGCAACAUAAACAUAACAGACAGUCCGCCGAAAGCACUGCUCAUUGAGAACGUCCAGGAGUCUCACGCAGGAAACUAUACCUGUGAGUUCAACACGAACGCAAGAUUUCAGGAACAGAGAUGGGAGUUAAUAAUUACAGCUCCGGGAAAAUCAGAAAACACGCUGAUCAUUACAGUGGCAUCUGCUGUUCCAUGUGUGUGUUGCCUGAUCUUUAUAUUAGCUUGGAUCAUUCUGCACAGGGUCCGCAUUCAACAUGCAGAGGGUCGUUCUCCCCCUGCAGAAAUGGAGAGAGAAGAAGCUAUGUAUGAAAACUGUCUGAGAAUUGAUGUUCGUCAACAAGGUAGCCACAAUCAUCCUCACCGUUGCCAACACAGGCCUCGAUGAUCUCAGCGCCGUACAAACAUCUAAAAGGGAAGGCAGUGGAAGUGUUUACCUGUGUUUGUUGAUGGGUUGUAUGUCUUUCUGUACCAUACGUCUACCAAUACCUAUGUGUUAAGACCAUAAUGUAACUACACAGUGUGAUUAAAUAGAGUUGUAUCAACAUCUGCAUGUAAUCAAUACACGAGCGACAAAUCGAAUGAAUUCAGACGAUUCAAAACUAUUACUAAGACCUGAGUAUAAAUGUAUGACAGCAAAUAGAAACAAUGUACUCUUAAUAACUCUUAAUUGGAAAAGUCAUUUGCAAUCCAAUUAAUGAAAAGUAGGGCUGCAUUUCAAAAUAAGAGAAAAUAAAUAAAAUGUUAAAUGUUAAAAUUGUACAUGUUCAUACAAAGUGUUUCAAUUCAGAAAAAUAAAGUAAAGGGAAGUAAGGCCCCUUUUUCUGUUUCACAUUUGGAUUCAUUCAUUCAUUCUCAGAAAAUGAUAUAUCUAAACACAUUAGAAUAUUUUCAUUCCUCCACUAUUUUGGGGGAAGUAUGAAGAGAUUAGUGUUCGUCCGUUAUAGAUUAAAUGCUCCACUUUCAUCUUUAUGGUUACUUACUUUUCUUUCACUUUCUAUCUCACUCGUCUCCUUCAAAAAUAUUCCUAUUUCUUUUUCUUCCCUGCGUCUUUUUAUUUGUAAUAUGCCGCUAUCUGUCUUAUCGAAGGUCGAGCCCAAAA
This is a messenger RNA of Gasterosteus aculeatus aculeatus (three-spined stickleback), 1497 nucleotides long. RefSeq lists its product as uncharacterized. The record is from RefSeq and is a predicted model, not a curated record. Gene Ontology annotation, biological process: homophilic cell-cell adhesion; heterophilic cell-cell adhesion. Lineage: Eukaryota; Metazoa; Chordata; Actinopteri; Perciformes; Gasterosteidae. Gene Ontology annotation, cellular component: adherens junction.